Apodemus sylvaticus (European woodmouse) is the source of this 1682-nucleotide messenger RNA. Its product is annotated as butyrophilin-like protein 1. Bases 1 to 1533 code for a protein of 510 amino acids. The transcript is spliced from 9 exons. Gene Ontology annotation, molecular function: signaling receptor binding. Lineage: Eukaryota; Metazoa; Chordata; Mammalia; Rodentia; Muridae. The record is from RefSeq and is a predicted model, not a curated record. Gene Ontology annotation, biological process: regulation of cytokine production; T cell receptor signaling pathway. Gene Ontology annotation, cellular component: external side of plasma membrane.
AUGAAGGGCUCCCCUGCCUUUCCUCUGGCUGGCUGUCCCUUCCCUCUGCUCCUCCUGGUGUCUGUGGGAGUCUCGGAAGAAGUGUCUUGGUUCUAUGUGAAGGGACCAGCUGAGCCCAUCGCCGUCCUGCUGGGGACUGAUGCCACCCUGCCCUGCCAGCUGUUUCCUGAACAGAGUGCAGCUCACAUGGGCAUCCGAUGGUACCGUGCCCAGCCCACCCCUGCUGUGCUGCUGUUCCACAGUGGACAGGAGCAGGGAGAGGUGCAGAUGCCGGAGUACUGGGGCAGGACCCAGCUGGUGAGACAUGCGAUCGGCACAGGAAGUGUGGCUCUGCAGAUACAGCAGGUCCAGGCCUCUGACGAUGGCCUGUACCACUGUCAGUUUACAGACGGCUUCACCUCCCGGGAGGUCUCCAUGGAGCUUCGAGUCAUAGGUUUGGGCUCUGCCCCUCUUGUUCGCAUGACAGGACCCGAGAAUGGUGGGAUCCGAGUGUUGUGCUCCUCAAGUGGCUGGUUCCCAAAACCCAAAGUGCAGUGGAGAGACACCGUCAGGGACACUCUACUGUCCUCCUCUGAGUCACAGACCCAAGACAGAGACGGGCUCUUCCAGGUGGAAGCGUCUCUUUUGGUCACAGAUAGAGCUAUCGGCAAUGUGGUCUGCUCCAUCCAAAAUCCCAUCUAUGGCCAGGAGAAAUCGAAGGCCAUCCUCCUCCCAGAGCCCUUCUUCCCCACGACGUCUCCAUGGAAAGUAGCGCUGGCUUGUUCUCUCCCCAUACUAUUGGUCCUCCUUGGUGGGAUCAGCCUCGCUACCUGGAAAGAACAUCAAGUCAAAAGGAGAGAAAUGAAGAAAUGGUCAAAAGAACAUGACGAAAUGCUUCAGAUGAAGAAGGAGACAAAAACGGCACUGAAGAUCAGAGACGACCUCCAGGCCGACCUAGAUCGGAGGAAGGCGCUGUACAAAGAAGACUGGAAGAAGGCCUUGCUGUACCCCGACUGGAGGAAGGAACUGUUCCAGCUGGCUCCUGUGAUGAUAAAUCAGGAAAUGCUUGACCAGGACAAGUCAAAGACAGAGGAGAACAGAGGUGAGGAGACAGCAGAUCCAUCUGCCGGAGACUCACAAGUAGCCCACAACGUCAUCACGCUCUCCCAGGAAGGCUUCAUGUUGGGGAGAUACUACUGGGAGGUGGAUGUGGAGGAUGCCGAGGAGUGGACGCUAGGAGUUUAUGAGCUGUACGCUCAGGAUGCAUCACCCACAGACUCCUCGAGGAACUUCAGAGUCCUGGAAAAGAAGGGAGAUGGAUACAGGGCUCUUGCCUUCUGUUCCCAAGACAUUUCUUUGGAAGAACCUCUGCCACUGAAGACACAUCCGCUGAAGAUCGCCAUCUUCUUGGAUCAGGAGGACAAUGACCUCUCUUUCUACAACAUGACUGACGAGACACACAUCUUUUCCUUUGCCCAGGUCAUUUUCUUGGGAUCAAUCUAUCCUUACUUCAAGCGUAACUCCAUGGAGUUCUCUGUGAUAGCACAGCCCUAAGUGAUGUGCACAGGAACACAUCUGUGUGGAUGGGCGGAUGCUGCAGCGUGCCUUCUGUAAGGUCCUCCUGGGCAGGCACAGGGACCUCUGACCGUGAGGCCUCUUAACCUGAGACUCCAUGAGCCUCUGGGAUCAGAUCCUGGACAAGA